This is a messenger RNA of Anopheles nili, 3846 nucleotides long. RefSeq names its product transcription factor hamlet-like. Gene Ontology annotation, cellular component: nucleus. NCBI's taxonomy places the organism in Eukaryota, Metazoa, Arthropoda, Insecta, Diptera, Culicidae. The record is from RefSeq and is a predicted model, not a curated record. Bases 1 to 3846 code for a protein of 1281 amino acids. The transcript has 10 exons.
AUGCGGUCGAAGUCGGUCGCUCGACGAUUUGCUCAAGGCAUCAGUGGCGACGAAUCGGACGCAUCCCGUGGACUACCCGUGAAUUUAGAAGUGCCUCCAGGGCUGCAGGUGGUACCGAUGAGCAAACACCACGAGCACGGUCCGGCUGAGUUCAGCUUACCCACUACGCUGCAUCAUCACCUCCUACCAACGGCAGACGAUGUACGCGAGCGGUUAAAGUUACAGAGUGCGGAACAGUUCCUUCUACAGAUGGCGCGAUUGCAGCGACCGCCGCCCGAUCUCGACGUCCAAACCGGAUCUGUCGUGGCGCUAAAGACCAUCCCGAAAGGGACACAGUACGGUCCGUUCGUUGGGAAGCUGCUGCGAGAACCGAUGGACCGACGGUUCGCCUGGGAGGUGAUAGAUCUGGAUAUUCGAGGCUGGCUGGAUGCAACGCUCGAGCCGACAAACUGGAUGAAGCACAUUCGCUGCACCACGAGCGCGGACGAGGCGAAUGUGCAACACUUCCUCAAAGAUGGUCAUCUGUGGUACGAAGUGAUAUGUGAUAUCAGUCCCGGAAGGGAGCUGCUGCUGCGACCAAAGGUUCCUCUUCAUCCCAGGGAUGGCCAAGACGAGAGGGGGAGCGAACGUGGCUCGGGCGGUUCCCAGCACAGCGACAACUACGAGGACGAGUACAACACCUCGAACGAUCUCGACGCUAGUCACGGCAAGGAGCAACACCAUCACCAUCACAGCGGCACCAGCCACAGCAGCAGCAGCAGCAGUAGCAGAAGCAGCCACGACGGCAGCACCGGACACGAUCACCACCACCACCAUCAUCGCAAGGUCGGUGCGAACGGGAACGGCCAUCAUCAGGCAGAGGACGGUGGCAGCCAUCACCACCACUCGGACGCGAAGGACGACGACGAGGACGAACAAGGCAUCGACGCGCGGUGUGUCGUCUGUGAUCGCCAGUGUCACGAUAUCGAUCAGCUUGACGAUCAUCUCGUGAUCUCGCACCAUUACCCGAAGGACGCCUACAGGUGUGAGCUUUGUCCGCGUGCGUACAGCUACAGACCGUCGUUGUUGCGGCAUCGUGCGAUCGUGCACGGUGAGCUAAGGCGCUUUCCCUGCGAAAACUGUCCCAAGAACGAAGAAACCGAGCUGAGCACAGCAACCCCCAACUCUUCCCCGUCGGGCGAACUAUUCAGUUACCUUCUGCAAGCUCAUGAUACUAGGGUUUUCACCGAUCCAUCGAACCUUCAGCGCCACAUCCGGACACACCACGUGGGAGCCCGAAGCCACGCGUGUCCAGAGUGUGGCAAAACCUUUGCCACUUCAUCAGGGCUAAAGCAGCACACGCACAUCCACUCGUCGGUGAAGCCGUUCCAGUGCGAGGUGUGCUUCAAAUCGUACACCCAGUUCUCGAACCUGUGCCGUCACCGGCGAAUGCACGCCGACUGUCAGGUGCAGAUCAAGUGCAACAAGUGUGGCGAUAGCUUCAGCACCACGACGUCACUUUCCAAGCACAAACGCUUCUGUGACUCGACGGCUGUAACGCGAGCAUCCUCGUUACAUUCGGGUGGACCUCCUCAUCCAUCUCAGUUGCGCCAUCCACACGAUCCUUAUCCGCACGCCGGUCGGGGAGGUCUUGGUGCGGGUUCAACCACUCAAAUCCCGCCAUCUGGUGGUGCCGGAGGUGGUCCAACACCGACUGUGGCCACUGGAACCGGUGUUCAUUCGCUGCCGCCUGGGAUGGCGACUCCUCCGAAUCCGUUCCUGAUGUUCCCUGGGGCGCCCUUUUUUGCGCCCGGUUUUCGACCGUACCCGGGCAUGCCGGGAAUUUUCCCACCGGGUGUUCCCGGUCAGGUGCCGCAGUUUCCUUUGUCCUUUUUCCCGAAACCGGCCGUACCAGGACCGUUGGGUGAACCGGAUCGUCGUACGCCUUCACCACCGGCGCGCCAUCUCAGCCUGCUCGAGGGAUAUGGCCAUCAGGCGAUGAAAAUCUCACCACCGACGGGUGAAGAAGCGACCAACCAUUUGAGACCUUCACCAGCUCGACCGAUUCCGGUCAGUUUCAAUUCAGCGGCGGCUGCUGUGGCGUUGCUCUCGGCAGGAUCACCAGGUCCUCUGACGGGUUCGAUAGGAAACCAUCCAGUAACCGACGGUGGUCAUAACAACAAUCACAUCAAGGAGAACAACAAUCCACCACAGAAGAGGGCUUCGAGUCGUGGCAGCUCGAUCAAGGACGCUGUGGAGCAACGGCAGCAGGAGUUCUCUGACGUGGAGGACGAAGACCCUGCCGUGGGGUCUGGGAUUCGGGUGAAGAACUUUUCGAUGCGAUCGAAGAACGAGCGAGAUUCUACAAAAUCACCGGCAUUGCCUGGGGCUAAGCAGGAUCGACGGCGUACUUUCGAUGAAGGGGAUUCGUCCGAGUCAGAAGAUUGCCCUGUUGAAUCGAAAAAGCUGAAAAAGGAUGAACCUGCAUCUGGUGGAGCGACAGAGCAACCGUUGGAUCUGAGUCGCUCGAAAAAGCUCCGCAAUGGCGAUGCCGAUGAUCUUGGUGAUGUGGAUGACGACAAGGACACCCAGGAGGUCGAGAACCGCAGCUCUAACCGAAGUCCGACUCCAAUUGAGGUGGCCAGUCCCAUCCGGUCCCCGUCAGUUCCAACACCUUGUUCAGCGGAAGUAACCCACCACGAUCUAUCCUUGCGUGCGCGAGGACGUAACGCAAUGGGUUCGUCCUUGUCUCCAAAGCCGACAUCCGGUUCUCCUCCAGCGGUCGUGUUCACUUUACCGAGCCCUUCACCAUCGCUCUCACCGCGUCCUACACCAUCACCAUCCUCCCCCGUGGGUGGCGUUGGAUUGGCCGGACCACACCACCAACCCAUUUCGUACCCUCGGCCCAUCUAUCCGCUUCUGCUCGAGGCGAUGUAUCACCGGCCAGGCGCGAUGGGUGCUUUCCAGCGGCCGGCUUUCAAUUUACUGGACUCGCUCGAGUCCAACCUGGACCUGUUGAAGCGCACUCGUCAGCAGUACUUGCCGGCGAAAGCGUUCCAUCAUCAUCACCAUCAACCACCACCGGGUAUGAUGCCACCGGGAUUCGGUCUCGGUGCUAGUGGCGUUCCUGGUCAACCUGGAACAACGAACUCUGGCCAACCUAGUGCCGCCGGCAAGGUGAAAGAUCGAUACUCGUGCAAGUACUGCGGCAAGGUGUUCCCACGCUCAGCCAACCUAACACGGCACCUGCGCACGCACACGGGCGAACAACCGUACAAGUGCCGGUACUGCGAGCGUUCCUUCAGCAUCUCGAGCAACCUGCAGCGGCACGUGCGCAACAUCCACAACAAGGAACGGCCGUUUAAGUGUCACCUGUGCGAACGAUGCUUUGGCCAGCAGACGAACCUCGAUCGGCAUCUGAAGAAGCACGACGCAGAUGCGGCCGGGCUGGUGUUGGGCGAUUCGCCUUCAUCCAACGAGGCUGAACGGGGUGAUGAUGUGUUCUUCGAUGAGAUCCGGUCGUUUAUGGGCAAGGUGACGUAUUCGGGGCCAGCGGCAGCGGCUGGGUUGGUUGGGGGAGUCACCGGAACUGGGGUGGUUGGAGCGCCUGAGUUGGAGCUUCCACUGGCCAGCAAAGGAGUGGAUGGUUUGGACGAUGGUGAUGGAAGUCGCGCCGGAAGUGUCGCUGGAAGGCGUCGGUAUGCAACGCCACUGGAUGUGACCGGUGGAGAGGAUGAGGAGGAAGAGGAAGAGGAGGAGGAAGAGCUAGAGGAUGCGGCCAGCUGCGAUGGGGAGAGUGAUCUGAUCAACAUCGACUCCGAUAAGGAUACGAUCAACAACAACGACACGAUCGAGGUGUCGACCUAA